This is a messenger RNA of Necator americanus (New World hookworm), 2196 nucleotides long. RefSeq lists its product as uncharacterized. The transcript has 19 exons. Bases 1 to 2196 code for a protein of 731 amino acids. Gene Ontology annotation, molecular function: acetylcholine-gated monoatomic cation-selective channel activity; transmembrane signaling receptor activity. Gene Ontology annotation, cellular component: synapse; postsynaptic membrane; neuron projection. Gene Ontology annotation, biological process: signal transduction; chemical synaptic transmission; regulation of membrane potential. Lineage: Eukaryota; Metazoa; Nematoda; Chromadorea; Rhabditida; Ancylostomatidae. The record is from RefSeq and is a predicted model, not a curated record.
AUGGCCGGUCUUUGGUGGGACCUUGCUACUGGAGGAGUGAACCAUUCAAUUCAAGGUAAUGGAGGUGAAGAAUGCAUGACGUACCUACCGAUAUGGCAACGACUAUGCGAGACGGCCCUAUUCGUUCCCUUAGCUGUACGAACGGUUCUCACUACCGUACCAAUACUCGACUGUUCAUUCACUUCAAGACCCAAGAACGAUUCCCGCUAUGCUGUCCUUACAAUAUAUAGCCUCAUUUUUGGAGCAGAACUCGCCUUUAAAAUGAUUUCAAAAACAGGUAUUUUUCUUUUGAAUCCAUGUCAUAUUACUACUGCUAUGCAACUUGUUCUUCUAACCAUGGAUGCAAACGACAGAAGAGCAUGCUUUCUAUUUCGUCUGAACAUGUACUUUAUGCCAGGGGCUUUCUUCGCACUCGCAUUUCCGAUUCUAAACACUAGAACUCUUCCCGGCGAGGUGUUCAUCUACUAUGCUCAACACCUAGCCAUCAUUCUCGUUCCGCUUUAUCUAAUGUAUUUACGAGGAGCUUUUGAGCCUGAAAAAGCAUGUGACUACACGUGGACUGCAUUUGGGUUAUGUGUCUUUCUACUCUACCACUUUAUUGUGCUUCAAGGAAUGGCGAUGUAUUCACGGGUGAAUCUCAACAACAUCAUGUGUCCGGCAGUGUCUGAUCCGUUUCAAUCACGAGCAUACCAUGCGGAUCAAUUCGAAAUGAAAAUCAAAUUAUUGUUCUCGUUGCUCUACAUCUCACUUAUAGUAGAAGUGUCAGCGGACCGAUAUGUAACUCAACUACUCGAAAACUUACUCAUGGAUUACAAUAAAAAUGUUCGACCGGUCAAGAAUGCAUCCGAUGCAUUACAAGUGAAGUUUGGAGCCAAUCUCUGCAGACUAAUAGAUGUGCAAUGGAGUGAUCGAAAACUCGUCUGGAAUCCUGAUGAAUGGGGUGGUGUUCGGCGGGUUCACAUUCCAUCCGAUCAAAUAUGGAUACCAGACAUCCUCUUAUACAAUAAUGCAGACGGUGAGCCACAUAUAACAAUUGAUAGUCUGGCGUUAGUGGAUUAUAGAGGAACUGUGCUCUGGCAACCACCUUCUAUUUAUAAGAGUUUGUGUCCGAUUAACAUCGAAUAUUUCCCCUACGAUUCACAGGAAUGCCAUUUGAAGUUCGGUGGCUGGUCAAAUGAUGGUCAGACAUUAGCCUUAGAGCAAAUACCGGUAAACAUUCAAGAUAAACCUGAACGACGAGUAGAUUCUACAGGAACCGAGUUCCUGUACCUUGAACAAGGAUUAGGACUCAGUUUCUAUCAUGAAAGUGCUGAAUGGGACCUACUUAGUGCAACAUCAUCUCGAUAUGCUCAGAUUUAUCCAGGAUGUUGUGGGCAGCAGUUCUACAUUGAUAUUCGCUACAAUAUUGUAAUACGAAGGAAAGCAAUAUUCUUUACUGUUAUGCUUACCAUACCAUGCAUGUUAAUAGCUAAUUCGACUCCAUUUGUGUUCGUAAUCCCUCCGAAUGAACACAAGAUGACAUUUUCAAUAUCUGUUUUUGUCGCAUUCACUGUCUUCUACCUAGUAUUAAUUGAGCUCAUUCCUCCAACCUCCCUUGUCCUUCCUCUGAUUGGUGAGAUUUCAAUUCUUAUUAUAGGAUGUGUUCGUAAAAGGAAUAAGCAAGCAUUCGCCUCUGAAAUGUCACCAUGGCAACGAUGGUUAUUUGUUAAAACACUACCACGACUUUUGAAAUUGAAACCUCUUGUAGAGCCUGAAAGUGCCGUCAGCAGCGUAACGACACUAGGAGGAGAUUCGGCAACUCAACUUGGAGUGAAAUCGGACGGCAAAUCUUUGUCACCCGCAUUCCGCACCCCAAGGCUUAGACUACUUAGCCUUGUGGAGAUGGAUGAGGCAAUGAAAAGGAGAAACCGUACAGAUAAUCUUGACCUUUUCCGGAAGAUCUCUGGCAGCAUCCAAAUUAUCGCUGCUAAUUUCCACAAUCGUCAAAUGGAAGAUAAGAUAACCGAUGAAUGGAGAUUGAUGUCCUUGGUUAUUGAUAGAGUAUGCCUUGUCCUAUAUAUUGUAAUGAAUUUAGUAGUUAAUGUAUUACUUUUCUACAACUCACCCACGUUAUACGACGAUCGACCAUCGCUUGGAAAAACUGCCCCAUUCUCUCCUCUUAGCGGUGAUGCCGUAAACGUUAUUCAUUCUGACUGA